Molecule: messenger RNA, 904 nt
Organism: Phalaenopsis equestris
Lineage: Eukaryota; Viridiplantae; Streptophyta; Magnoliopsida; Asparagales; Orchidaceae
Exons: 1
Coding region: 210-770 (186 amino acids)
Source: RefSeq, a predicted model, not a curated record
GUGACUCAUUGCUACACUCCCGUGCCUGUUGGUCGAGCCCAAGGUAGGGCACCCUCCCAUCUUCACCGCACAUUCCUUUAAAAUUCACUGUAAUUUUCAGUGUGCACUGUCACUUUCAUUUUCUCCCCUAAACAUCAAGCAGCAACCGCAGCACAGAGGAGGGAGAGAGAGAAACAGAGCCAUCCACACCGCUUAACAGCUGCUCUUCCAUGGAAAAGUCCCAAGACCACUUCCCCCUGCGCAAGCGCCACGGCAGCGGUGGAACAAUAAUCGCAUCCUGUGCGCUCGCCGCCGGAUUCAUAAUCAUCUUUGCCGUCGGCCUCACUGUCGUCUUCUUCGUUCUAUUUCGUCCCCGCGACCCUGAGAUCCACAUCUCCGCCGUCAAUCUCCCGCAGUUCUCUUCGGCCAAUGGCACCGCAAAAUUCUAUUUCGCGCAGAACGCAGCCGUACGCAACCCUAAUCGCGCCGCCUUCUCCCACUACGAUAGCUCGCUCCAGGUUCUCUACGGCGGCGGCCAGAUCGGCUUCAUGUACAUCCCUGCCGGCGAGAUCGCUGGCGGCCAGACGGUAUACAUGUCAGCGAGCUUCCCCAUAAGCUCAUUUCCCCUCGCUGCGUCGGCGAAUGGAGGGAUAAUGGAGAUGGAAUCGAGGAUGAGGGUGAAGGGUAGGGUUAGGGUUUUGAUGUACUUCACGCACCACAUUGAGGCAACCGCAGGAUGCCGCGUUGGCUUCUCUUCCACAGACGGAUCGGUCCGUGGCUACGAAUGUUGAUAGCUGAUUUGAUCGGCUUGGAUGGAUCUGAUCGGAAGCAGAUGGCAAUUACUUAGGGUUUGCAAAAGUCGGAUAAAAAAGGGAGUAAAAUGAUAUUUAUAUGAUCGUAAUGCUGCUAUUUUGUGCUUUUGAGA